This is a messenger RNA of Caenorhabditis bovis, 1764 nucleotides long. NCBI's taxonomy places the organism in Eukaryota, Metazoa, Nematoda, Chromadorea, Rhabditida, Rhabditidae. The record is from the annotation of a GenBank genome assembly.
AUGGGUGUUUUUGUGCAUCGCUCCAUCAUCUCAAUUAGCAUCGGAAAACGUCGACCAAUGGGACAGCGGCAAGCGAAGCAACAAAUGCAGGCCGGCGUCAAACUCUAUCAUCAGCGGCACUAUGCGCAGGCGAUCAACAAAUGGAGGCAAUCGUUGAAUCGAUUAAACAACACGGAGGACCGCUUCAUCACACUCGGCUAUUUGGCGCAGGCGCUUUGCGAUCAGGGCGGAUACGAGGGGAUGUUGUCGUACGCGUUGGCGCAAAUGCAGCUCGCCACCGAUGAAAACGAUUCGGCGAUGAAGUGCGAGGCGUUUCUGAAUCUCGCCAAAGCUUAUGAGCGACUCGCCGAUUUCACGAAAGCGUUGCAGUAUGGGAAAGCGUCGCUCGAGCAUCCGUCGAUGGAUCCGAGAACGCCUGGCUACGCGCAUCUGACGAUUGCUUUGGCUUAUCUGGGAAUGUCGCAAUUUCAACAGUGCCUUGAAAGCUUCGAGUCUGCAAUGAAUGUGGCGAAUGAGACGAGCGAUCGAUUGCUGGAAUUGCAGAUUUGCGUGGGAUUAGGAUCAUUAUUUACUUUAUUAAGGGACAUCACCAAAGCUUUGAUAUUUUUGCGAAACGCGCUCGCGAUUGUGCAAUCGGUUACGGUCGACGAUGUGCACGCCAAAUAUCGAUGCUUGAUUUUGUAUCAUUUGUCCGUCGCUCUGCGAAUGAAAGGAAGCUUGGUUGAUGCGAAAGAAGCUUGCGAUGAAGCUUCUCAACUUGCAACCGAAACAGGAAAUCGGGCGAUUCAUGCGCGAUGCAUGUGCAGUUUGGCCGACAUUUAUCGCGAACUCGGCGAGAGUGAAGCGAAAGAGACGAUUACGAAGUCCUGGGCCAGAUAUGAAGACGCUUAUCGAGUGAUGCGCGCCGCAAAUGAUCGCAUGGGCGAGGUUCUCGUGCUUUCCUCAAUGGCCAAAAGUGCAUCUGAAAGUCGAUCCCAUUACACUGGGCAGUGUGAAUGUCAGGCAAUUCAGCUCAACAAGAAGUGCAUCGAAAUUGCGAAUCAAAUCGGAUGCAAACACGUGGUUCUGAAAUGCCAUCUAAGGCUCGCCGAGCUUUAUUCCCAGUUGAAUGACGAUGACAGUGAGGAGACCGCGAGACGAGCUGCCAGUCGCCUCACCCAGGAAAUGCAAUUGUUUUGCAAUUUCUGCGGACAACGAUAUGGCCUGAAUGACGAGAGCCUCCAAGCGCUUCGGUGUUCACAUAUCUUUCACGAAAGAUGCCUUCACACAUAUCUCAUGCAGCGAACCGAUCAGACGUGCCCGAAAUGUCGAUGUCGUGCGGUUCUCUCGGACAACAUCUCGGUGCGAUCGUCGAUUGCGUCAACCGCCGACAUUCAGAGUCCUAGCACUUCGUAUGCACCGCCUGGAGGCGUCGCAACACCGUUGGUUAGUGUUGCUGGCGAGUUGGGAGACAUCACGCCGCAGGCGACGCUCACCAGAAGGAAUCAUGAAAAAAUGAUGAGAAGCAGCACUGAGAAGGAUAUCGAUCGAGUCGAUCGCUCGUUGGCUCGCGGCAAAUCGCAGAACCAGUCGAACGAAUCCGAAACGCCGUCGGCGACGCUGAAAUCGAGCCAGAAUCACAAGCCGCCCCCACCGCCGCGAAAGCCGUGCUGCUCGCAGGCCGCACUUCCGCCGUCAUCGAUCGUCGCCCUUCCGCCGGCGAUGCCGCUCGCUGAAGAUGGUCCGCUGGUGAUCACGCAUACGCCAACCGUCACCGACGUCUAG